AUGGAGGCGAGCGGAGCCACCGGCUUCUGGUCGGAGCGGCGGCGCACGGUGCGCGAGGUGGUGAACACGGUGCCGUUCGCGCUGUGCGGCGCCGGCCUGCAGGUGGCGGUGCGCGACCCGGCUGCGCUCACCGCCGUCGACCUGUACACGGUCAAGGACGAGUACGUGCCGGCUGAGACGUCGCUGGCGCAGAGCGUUUGGCAGUGGCUGCAGGGCGAGCGCAAGCAGGGUCUGCGCGAUGUGGAGGAGAUGCUGGUGGACGGCACGCACGUGACCGGCUACGGCGAGCUGGUGCGCUGCGAACGCGGCCUGGAGCUGCGCCCGCCGCCGGGCGACCUGCCCUACAUCCUGACCACGCGCUCGGAGGCGGCGCUGCUGUCGGAGCGGCGGCGCCGUGAGCGCGCCGGCGCCGCCGUACCCGAGGCCGUCCAGUGCGUCGUGUGCCUAAGCAACCCGCGCGAGGUGGUGGUGGCGCCCUGUCAGCACGUGUGCCUCUGCGUGGACUGCGAGGAGCGGCUGGACAAGCGCUGCUGCCCAGUCUGUCGCCGUGACGUCACCAGUGUGCUGCCGGUCUACCUGGCUUGA
Molecule: messenger RNA, 585 nt
Organism: Pollicipes pollicipes
Lineage: Eukaryota; Metazoa; Arthropoda; Thecostraca; Pollicipedomorpha; Pollicipedidae
Product: mitochondrial E3 ubiquitin protein ligase 1
Exons: 2
Coding region: 1-585 (194 amino acids)
Biological process (GO): protein ubiquitination; organelle organization
Molecular function (GO): ubiquitin-protein transferase activity
Source: RefSeq, a predicted model, not a curated record